GAAAUCUCAGGGGGAAGAAACGAGGUCACAGCCAGUGUCGAAUUACACUCAGUUCUCCUAAUAUAGCGAGCAUUUCAAUAUCGUACGAAAAAGAAGAUAUUAAUUCAAGAAAAUAAAGUUGUUAAAUGUGUCAACUUCUGUUUUAUUAAGAACGUGAACGUUGGAAUACAGUUAUAUUGCCUCGAGUUGGAAUAUUAAGACAUGCGGGAAGUGAUGUUAGAUCCACAUACUAGUUCACAAGUGGAAUGAGGCCGUCACGUUACCAACCGCCAACCAACACACUACCUCCACCUGACGUAGCUGGUGUGAUUACACUGGAUCAGGUGCGACCACAACCAAGGAAGCAAAAUGAAUAUGUUGACACUCCACGCUCGCCACUUACACAUAGUGCAAGCAAGUUCGGAUCGGGGUCCACCACAAGUACAAAGAACAUAGUAGUUGUUCCUUCUACUCCAAGGGAGCGUGUUAUUUUACCAAAUAGAACUCCAAGUAGUACACAAAAUAGUAUUAUUCGAACUCAACCUAUUUCGACAAGUCCGCCUCUAAAAAAGGAUUUACCGCUUGAAAUUCAAAAUAGUGAUGAGGACUCGAUUAUUUGUAGUAAAUGUGGCAAAUGUCGGUGUGGUGCUUGUACUUCACCGCGGGAACUACCUUCAAAAUGGCUUUGUGGAGAUAAAGUAAACGUAAGUCCUGAGACUGCAGUUGAAUAUGCUACAUGCAUGUGUUGUGUUAAAGGUGUAUUUUACCACUGUUCGAAAGACGAUCAAGACGCAGAGUUUGAAUGUGUAUCAGACCCGUGCGCGUGCUGCAACAGACCGAACUGUUGUAAGAGAUGGACUUGUAUUUUAGCAAUGAGCAUGUGUUUGCCGUGUAUGUGCUUAUAUCCACCUGCUAAAUGUGGAUUAAUGGCGUGUACAGCAUUGUAUAACAAAUGUCGGAAAAAAGGUUGUACAUGCAGUAACAAAUCUAAUAAUCAAAGCGGGAAAAAAAGUAGGUCAUCGAGAAGUAAAAUGGACUCCUCAUCGCAAUAUCGGGGCCUACUGAUUGAGUCAGAUAGGGAAAGCUCGUCUGUUUCAAACACUUGAAAUUUCGUUAUGUUGUUGUUGUUUUCUUUUUUUGUUACAACCUUGUUACGGAGGCUUGUGAAGUUGAGCGAUACUAUACUGUUUUGACUCAUACUUGUGUACAUUUGAGCGAUUAUCUGUGAUGAACUUAACAAAACUUACUAUUUUUUUGUGCCAUGAUUAUUCGACAGUUUGGAAGAAAUGUAAAUGUUUGUACUGGAGUAGUGCACACAGUAUCUUUGUUUUGCAAAAUAAAUAAUCUACCAAACUAUCUUCAGAACUGGAUAUUUAAAGUGUCUGUCUCAGAAUAUAAACUUCUUCAGAGAGUAAAACACAGGAUUUUAAUAAUAUAGUACAAUAACUGUACCUUGACAUGAACAAGAUGCCGAAGAUAGAUUUGUGGUAGUUUUCUGAAACAAAAUAGGAAAAAUCAUUUGACAACAUUUUACAUAUUUUUUGACACAAAUCUUAUCAAAUUUUUAUAUCUUUUAGAAUGAUAACAGUGUUACUUUUGUAUCUAAGGGUUCAACUUCUUUAUUUUGAUAGUUCUCUAAAUUUAUUAUUUAAGCAUGGGUUUUACACUUUAUGCAAGUUCAUUAUAUUGUAAACAUUUCUGUUUUGUAUUCUUUACAAAAAAAUAUCUUUUAUUAUUCAGGCAAUAACAAAAUUGAAGGUUUUUUAAUAUGUUAGAAACAUGAACAUGAAUUGUUUUAACAAUGAGUAGAGAUACUCAUUUUAAGUGUCAAGUUUUUGAUAUAGGAAAAAAUAAAUUGGGUUUACUUUUCUGUUUAGGAAUGGUUAGGCACAUAUAAUGUUUUUUUUUCUUAACUUUGAUCACUUGUUACUUGGAGACAGUAGUCUUCUUUUUUUGUUUUUUUUUUGUUUUGUUUUUUUUCUUAGGAAAUUCUGGUUGGAACUAUCUAUAUUUGUCCACUCCCCAUUAGAUGAAAAAGUUAAAGUAAGAAUUAAAAUAGGAUUAUAUGGUUUUUAUGUUAAUUUGUAUUCAUUAGUAUAAAGAAAACGGGUAAUAAACCAUGUUCCUAUGAUUACAUGUAUUUUAUGGCAUAGUUUCACGUAUACAUUGAUCUUGUUUCUUUCACAUGAAGAAAGUUCAAGAGACUAUAAGUCAAGUUUUUCCAUUUACGUUACAUGUUGUUUGGGGUCUCUAGUGAUUUUCGAAUUUCAGCUUCACAAGAGUAACCCAUGUCUGGUAUUUUUCAUGAUCUGAAAAUUACGCUGACUGAUUUUAACAUCGUUGUAUAUGAUAGUUUGGUUGAAAGGGGAGCAGGACAUUGGAAUAUAGAAAGUUUGAACUUGAGUUUCCAUAUACAGUGCCAGUUACAAUAUGGGUUAUGUCAGUAAUUAAUACAGGUGUCUCUUUUUGACAAAGAUUGAUUAUGAAGAAAAACGUAGGCUCAAAACAUCUAGGGCUGGGUUGAAAGAAGUAAAGUUUUAUACAUCUCCAUUUCUAAUUUUCUGUUUAAACUAAGUAAUUUUUAUAUGUUUUGGAUAUAACUGACAUCAAUACUUUUAGCAGUUAAAAAAUGUUUUGAACUCCAUUCCAGCAACCUGCGGUCAUCAAAAAAGAGAUAAUAUGUAUUAAAUACUGAAUACUACGACCCAAUAUGCUUUAUCCAAAUGUGUUCAUGAUUUUUUUUCUCUAUUUGUUAUCGUAUUAAAUGUUCAUCAGUAACUGUAUUUAAACUUGAAUUGCAUGUUUUUGUAAAAAGAUAACAUCGUUUUCUGUGUAGUAGGAGUCCUAUGUAAUUUCACCAAUCUGGUUGAUUAUUUUAUGUUAAUUGUUAGGAACAAGCAGAUUGAUUUCACAUGUUUCAUUUUUAUCAAAGUCUGUUCUCCACCCAUUAAUCUACAUUUAAAGGCCCACCAUGACCUACUUUCAAGUUAUAAACCCAAGCAAGCAAUUAUAUAAGUUGUUUCAUCCAAAAUGAUAAUUAGAAAGAACAUAUGAAAAAAGUUAUUUUUCCCAAAUUUUAUUCAAGUUAGUAAUUAAACAAGUGUCCUGUUAUUCUGUUUACCUGUGUUUAUUAAAUAUAGUAUAAGAUGUUUUGGAGAGAUGGUAACCAGGAUAAAUGAGUCGGAGAAGGCGGCCAUUUUGUCUUGUUUCUUACUUUAUACAGCUCAUUUGUUCAUGUUUGUUAUUUGCAUUUUUUUGGCAUUAUUAUCUCAUUGUGAUAGUUUUGUUUGUUACAAGCAUGGUUGUUAACCAUUAAACUGGUUAUAUCAUUGGUGCAGUCAAACAAAUACUGAAAUGUCUGGAGCAAAAUAUAUAAAUAUAUAUAUUAUAUAUAUACUUUCAUCAAAUUGUUUUAUCAUUAUGUGACUUCAUGGAAUUACAGAUCAAGAAAAUCUCAUUUUAUCUCUCUCUGUGUAGACUGGCUUACCUCCAAAUCCCAUCAUCUAAUGACCUACUUUAACUACAUACAAUAAUGUAUCCUCUGUAGCUUCUAUAUAACAGCUGUACCAAAAUGAGCCGCGUCACGACAAAACCAACAUAGAGCAUUUGCGACCAGCAUGGAUCUAGACCAGCCUGCGCAUCCACGCAGUCUGAUCAGGAUCCAUGCUGUUCGCUAUCAGUUUCUCUACUUGUAAUAGGGUUGGAAAGCGAACAGCAUGGAUCCUGAUCAGACUGCGCAGAUGAGCAGGCUGGUCUGGAUCCAUGCUGGUCGCAAACGCUCUAUGUUGGUUUUGCUCUAUGUUGGUUUUGUCGUGACGCGGCUCAAAUGUGUAUAUAUAUAACAGAGGAGAGGAAAAAACAACUAUUUUUUACAUCAAUAUAGCUAGGUUUGCAUAAGUAUCUACUAGGGGAUAUAUAUAUAAACUGCUGUUACAAAUAAAGUCACGUCUGUUUUUCUAUAUGUCAGUUAUUGAUAGAUUUUUAUAAUACAUGUAAGAUUGUCUCUCCCAAGGCAGUAAUGUUCCGUGUGGGUGACCUAAAUUGACAAUAAAAAUCAAUAGUUGUCUUAUUUUGAGGCCUUUUAAAUAUUUAGCAGUUACAAAACAGACUGUUAAUUACUGAUAACUGUUAAUUAUUUCAAAAACAUAAAUAAAUGUACAUGUUUACAGUUUUUGUUAAAUGAUGUUGGAAAAAAAAUACACAGAAUUUUUUUAUUUGUCCCAUAUUUGUUGUUGAAGAUGGACUUUUACCAAAGUAGGUACAUAAGUGAAUGUAAAUAUUUGAUAUAAAUAUAAAAUCUAUAUAUAUUAGUACAACAUUGUACAUGAUUACAGUGCUGUUGUUGUUAAUGAAACAUUGUAUAAAGAAAGUUUCUGUUGAAAAUGGA
Molecule: messenger RNA, 4366 nt
Organism: Ruditapes philippinarum (Manila clam)
Lineage: Eukaryota; Metazoa; Mollusca; Bivalvia; Venerida; Veneridae
Product: protein sprouty homolog 2-like
Exons: 2
Coding region: 246-1085 (279 amino acids)
Biological process (GO): animal organ development; negative regulation of MAP kinase activity; negative regulation of fibroblast growth factor receptor signaling pathway
Cellular component (GO): membrane; cytosol
Source: RefSeq, a predicted model, not a curated record